Messenger RNA from Penicillium waksmanii, 1617 nucleotides. Its product is annotated as fungal specific transcription factor domain-containing protein. Gene Ontology annotation, molecular function: DNA-binding transcription factor activity, RNA polymerase II-specific; zinc ion binding; transcription cis-regulatory region binding. The transcript has 4 exons. Gene Ontology annotation, biological process: regulation of DNA-templated transcription; DNA-templated transcription. Lineage: Eukaryota; Fungi; Ascomycota; Eurotiomycetes; Eurotiales; Aspergillaceae. The record is from RefSeq and is a predicted model, not a curated record. Bases 1 to 1617 code for a protein of 538 amino acids. Gene Ontology annotation, cellular component: nucleus.
AUGAGCCAAGGGUACCUGGAUAAUGCACAAUUGAACGAAGGCCUGGAGUUGAGCGAGAAAAAUAAUGCCACCAAAGAUAGCCUAGAAAAUCCGCAGAAUUCAUCCACAGCUACGGACACGGCCUGGAUCGCCGAUCUAGGACUCGGUCCUGUCGUUAUUGGGCAUCUUCUAGACAGGUUCCGCAGCAUGGGAUCCUAUUUUCCAUUCGUGCGGCUCUCAGAUGCCUGGACUGCUGCAUCAAUGGCUGAAGAUCGCCCAUUUCUAUUACUUGCGGCUGCUGCUGUUGCUUCUUCAAAUCACUGUCACCUUCAAGAUGCUCUGAUUAAACAGUUUAAGGAAUCCCUCAGUCAGCGUGUUCUCAUAGCUGGCGAGCAAGAUCUAGAUUUGCUCCAGGGAUUACUUGUCCACAUCGCCUGGUUCCACUUCGACUUUGUUCCAGGCAGUCAGCAAACCUACAAAUACUUACAAAUCGCAAUCAGCUUGGUAAUUGACCUUCGCCUCGACCAAGAGACUGCCGACUUGCUUGGGCAGCAAAUCGAGCUGGGUGACACGUAUAUCCGGGAAGCAUGUCGUGCUUAUUUAGGCUGCUAUUACAUGUCUAGCAUAAUAGCAAUGUCAUCGGGAAAGCCCAACAAUCUCCAAUUCCACCAAAACAUGCUUCAAUGCGCCAUGAUGCUGGAACAACAACCAGAGUUCGAGACAGACCUCUUAAUAUACCCAGUGAUGAAAGUGAUUCAAUUUGCCGGGGAAGUUUGCGAGACCUACCGAUCAGAAGGCAUCUGUGGGCCUCGGCUGUACAUUCAUGCUGAACGAUUCACGAUGCGGUUAGAAGAAUGGUGGUCUUCUUUAUCAGCGGAUCUUCGUAACGCGGUAUUGCCAAUCAACGGUUACUACGCAGUCAAGAUUCGGAUUCAAGAAAUGGGCUUGGUUUAUUGCUAUGGGCAGAGAAGGCCUCCAUCUCCAAAGGAACAGGAAGAUUCCACCAUGUUAUCUGCACAUCCAAUGGUCAUCAGCAAUUUGAUCAAAUGCGUCAAUUCUGCGAAAGAAUAUCUCGAUUAUUUUUUCACCCUUCCCACUGCAGAGCUCCACAGCCUGCCAUUUUCCGCAUGGUAUCAGCUUAUUUUGACAGUGUUCGUGCUCUACAGGUUGUCCGUUGGGCUACCGGAAGUGCCCGAAUGGAACGUGGAGAUCGCACAGCACACUGUUGAUCUACAAGAUUACCUUGAUACACUGUUGACUCAUCUACAGACUCUUAAGCCAUCGACAGAUAGGCAAGUACCUACAAAAAGCCUCUUUUCAAAGCUGCCCGAGAUCAUAGGAAGUGUAAAAACUUCCUAUACAUCAGCAAAAGAGAACACCACGCAGGAUCGCGAUAGUCGAAAGGCCCAUCACGAGCUUCUGGUAUCGAUUAGCAAAGCCUCAUCUAUGCAAAAUCUGCACCGCUGCCCUGCAUUGCGGUAUUCGAGCCGUCAUGUUGCUCGGCCUCCGGAUCAACCUAUGCUACAAAGUGCUAUUGCCACAGAAGUCCAGAGGAUAGAAUAUGAGCAGCUUUGGGACGAUGUAUUGUUGAUGGAUACUUUCCCUAUCACGACAGAUUCAUCAUCUACCGGUUUCUGA